Sesamum indicum (sesame) is the source of this 2487-nucleotide messenger RNA. RefSeq names its product cleavage and polyadenylation specificity factor 73-I (gene CPSF73-I). The record is from RefSeq and is a predicted model, not a curated record. Gene Ontology annotation, cellular component: mRNA cleavage and polyadenylation specificity factor complex. Gene Ontology annotation, molecular function: RNA endonuclease activity; 5'-3' RNA exonuclease activity; RNA binding. Gene Ontology annotation, biological process: mRNA 3'-end processing by stem-loop binding and cleavage. Lineage: Eukaryota; Viridiplantae; Streptophyta; Magnoliopsida; Lamiales; Pedaliaceae.
CGUUAUGCUAAAUCUUUUCCGACCAGAACCCGCAAUUAGGGUUUAUUUUCUCACAAAGUUUAAAACUUAGCCCCAUUUCAUUUUUCCUCUUUAGCAGUUUUUUAGAAAAUUUUGGUACUGGCGUCCGGGAUUUGAAGCAGAUAGCAGUAAUGGCUUCAACUGGGCAACCAGUCUCGUCACUAAAGAGAACUUCAUCGACGUCGAGUGAAGGGGAUGAGCUUAUUAUAACACCACUUGGAGCCGGCAAUGAAGUGGGCCGCUCCUGUGUUUACAUGUCUUACAAGGGCAAGACUGUUAUGUUUGAUUGCGGCAUUCAUCCGGCUUUUUCGGGCAUGGCUGCGUUGCCGUACUUCGAUGAGAUUGAUCCUUCAAACAUUGAUGUUCUUCUUGUUACUCAUUUUCACUUGGACCAUGCUGCUUCGCUUCCAUAUUUUCUGGAGAAGACCACAUUCAGAGGGAGAGUUUUUAUGACUCAUGCAACUAAGGCCAUCUACAAGUUACUUCUAUCAGAUUAUGUUAAAGUUAGUAAGGUCUCCGUUGAAGAUAUGUUAUAUGAUGAACAAGAUAUACUUCGCACCAUGGACAAGAUUGAGGUUAUUGACUUCCAUCAGACUCUUGAAGUUAAUGGUGUUCGCUUCUGGUGUUAUACUGCUGGUCAUGUCCUUGGGGCUGCCAUGUUUAUGGUUGACAUAGCUGGUGUUCGAGUCCUCUAUACUGGAGACUAUUCACGUGAAGAAGACCGACACCUCCGUGCUGCUGAGCUCCCCCAAUUCUCACCAGAUAUUUGCAUUAUCGAAUCAACUUAUGGUGUUCAGAAUCAUCAACCACGUAAUAUACGAGAGAAGCUCUUUACUGAUGUCAUUCACUCUACGGUUGCUCAAGGUGGUCGUGUCCUGAUUCCCGCUUUUGCUCUUGGCAGAGCACAAGAACUACUACUGAUACUGGACGAGUACUGGUCAAGCCAUCCUGAUCUCCACAAUGUCCCCAUAUAUUAUGCUUCCCCACUUGCCAAAAGGUGUAUGGCAGUAUACCAGACCUACAUUAACUCCAUGAACGAGAGAAUCAGGAAUCAAUUUGCCAAUUCAAAUCCCUUCGACUUCAAACACAUCUCUCCUUUAAAGAGUCUCGAUGAAUUUCGUGAUAUAGGACCAGCGGUGGUGAUGGCAAGCCCUGGUGGGCUUCAAAGUGGUUUGUCGAGACAACUGUUUGAUAAAUGGUGUUCAGACAAGAAAAAUGCUUGUGUUAUUCCUGGAUAUGUUGUGGAAGGGACAUUGGCCAAGACGAUUAUUAAUGAACCCAAGGAAGUUACCCUUGCAAGUGGCCUCACUGCUCCUCUCAACAUGCAAGUACACUAUAUUUCCUUCUCGGCUCAUGCAGAUUAUAAUCAAACAAGCACAUUCCUUAAAGAGCUUAUGCCCCCCAACAUCAUAUUGGUUCAUGGCGAAGCAAAUGAAAUGGGACGACUCAAACAGAAACUCCUCUCCGUCUUUGCAGAUGGAAACACCAAAAUCAUUACCCCAAAGAACUGCCAGUCUGUAGAAAUGCACUUCAACUCCCAGAAAAUGGCAAAAGCUAUAGGAAAGCUAGCAGAAAAGACACCUGCAGUUGGUGAAACUGUCAGUGGUUUGCUUGUAAAAAAAGGCUUCACCUAUCAGAUAAUGGCUCCCGAGGAUCUUCACAUCUUCUCUCAACUUUCUACCGGUAACAUUAUUCAGAGAAUUACAAUCCCAUAUUCUGGUGCCUUUGCUGUUAUUAAGCACAGGCUUAAGCAGAUUUAUGAAAGUGUCGAGUCCUCAACUGAUGAGGAAACUGGGGCUCCAACUUUGAGAGUGCAUGACCGGGUGACACUGAAACAGGAGUCGGAGAAUCACGUUUCGCUGCACUGGACAGCUGAUCCUAUCAGCGAUAUGGUCUCAGACUCUGUUGUGGCUCUAGUUCUAAAUGCUAGUCGAGAACUGCCAAAGGUGGUGGUUGAGUCCGAACACGAACCAACUGAUGAAGAAGAAACCAAGAAAGCAGACAAGAUUAUGCACGCACUUCUAGUUUCGCUGUUUGGAGACGUGAAAUAUGAGGAGGAAGGCAAGCUAUUGAUCAACGUUGAUGGGAUUGAGGCUCAUCUUGAUAAACAAAGCGGUGAAGUUGAAAGUGAGAACGAAGGUCUCAAAGAACGAGUGAGGACAGCAUUCAGACGAAUCAGAAGUGCGGUAAAGCCGAUACCGCUUCAGGGAUCUUGCUAGUGUCUCAAUCCCACCACCCUUCAAAAAACAGCGGCUGCCUUCUUACAUUUGUUCUUGCUAUACUUGCUCGUAGUUGUUGUAAUCUUUGUAGGCAUCACAGUUACUGCAACUAGAAACAUGUCUUGGUAUGAAUUUAAUCAAAAAAAGGUGGCCUCUCACCUACCCAUUUGCCAUCCCUCACUAUAAAACAAAAUUGUACUCACCCUAUUUGCUAUCCCUAAUUGUCAAGUACCAUUAGAUUUUUCUACCU